Molecule: messenger RNA, 711 nt
Organism: Colletotrichum navitas
Lineage: Eukaryota; Fungi; Ascomycota; Sordariomycetes; Glomerellales; Glomerellaceae
Product: cyclophilin type peptidyl-prolyl cis-trans isomerase/CLD
Exons: 4
Coding region: 1-711 (236 amino acids)
Biological process (GO): protein peptidyl-prolyl isomerization; protein folding
Molecular function (GO): peptidyl-prolyl cis-trans isomerase activity
Source: RefSeq, a predicted model, not a curated record
AUGAGACCAACCCUUUUGCGACCCCUCCUACCCCGCCAUACCUUCUCCUGCUCCUCCGUUUCACCCUCGCCCUUUUCUCGACCUUCUGCCUUCAUCAAACCUCUCCAAACCGUCAUUCCUGCAUCUACCAAGCCAUCCGUUCGAUUCUUCUCAGCAUCCAACAAAAUGCCUGGCCAAGUUUACUUCGACAUUGAGUGGGAGGGUCCCGUCCUCGACGCCUCUGGCAAGCCCACCUCCACCGUUCAGCCCCAGAGCGGCCGCAUCGUCUUCAACCUCUUCCACGACGUUGUCCCCAAGACCGCCGAGAACUUCCGUGCUCUUUGCACCGGUGAGAAGGGCUUCGGCUACCAGGGCUCUUCCUUCCACCGCAUCAUCCCCGAGUUCAUGCUCCAGGGUGGUGACUUCACCCGUGGCAACGGCACCGGUGGCAAGUCCAUCUACGGCGAGAAGUUCGCCGACGAGAACUUCUCCUUGAAGCACGACAAGCCCGGUCUGCUCUCCAUGGCCAACGCCGGCCCCAACACCAACGGCUCCCAGUUCUUCAUCACUACCGUUGUCACCUCGUGGCUCAACGGCCGCCACGUCGUCUUCGGCGAGGUUGCUGACCAGAACGGCUUGAACAUUGUCAAGGCUCUUGAGGCCACCGGUUCCUCCAGCGGUACCGUCAAGUACGGCAAGCGCCCCACCAUUGUCAAGUCCGGCGAGUUGUAA